Molecule: messenger RNA, 4581 nt
Organism: Betta splendens (Siamese fighting fish)
Lineage: Eukaryota; Metazoa; Chordata; Actinopteri; Anabantiformes; Osphronemidae
Gene: mid1
Product: midline 1
Exons: 12
Coding region: 1877-3943 (688 amino acids)
Molecular function (GO): protein binding; zinc ion binding
Source: RefSeq, a predicted model, not a curated record
CCCACCAGAGCACACUGCCUUUCAUCACUAGUGACAAAUGGAUAACAUGCUGUCACCGUGGCAACGCACGUGUAGGUCCUUAUAAAGAAAUUUGACUGUGUGAUAUUUACAGGAGUGCACAUCCAUUUCAUUUCGGACAUGACAUUUUUUGUAUAAUUGUGAUGAUGAUAAAAUGCAUAUGCAGCUAUAAUCUGUCCAAAUUCCAUUUUUGAACGUACUUUGAGUUAUUUUCACAAUAAGCAUGUGACAACGUUUAGCUUUUUGGAAUUUUCCUGACACCUCCCAGGAAACAUAAACCGCUGCACUUCUCGAAGCCGCCGCAUGAUGUCGCUCUUCGCAUGUUAAUCCCGACCACAAAGACCCAUUCUUGUCCAAUGACAUUUACAAAUGGCCCGUUCACAGACGAAGUGAGCGGGUAAACAAAGCGGGCGGCGGCUUGAUUGAUUUUCACAGGCGCUGCCUUCUUGGGGCCGCGUUUGAUCUUCGCUGCCGUCACGUGCUCGGAACGCCGCUCUCCGUGACGCGCCUGCGGUCGUGGAAACGUCGGCGUUUCCCCGCCGGUGCCACCUGCCAAGCCGCGGACCGGAAGUACCGGGGAAAGUGGACGGUGACCGGCGUGACCCGUGCGAAUUCCGCGCAUAGAGACGACGUUUGCGCGUUCAGAUCCGUCAAAACACGCGGCCAUUUCUGAAUCAUUAAGCCGCCGCGACGCGCUGCGGCGCGAGGCUCGAGCAUCUAAAUGUAAAGUUGAUUUGAGGCAUCUGUUCCUGUGAUUACGGUUUAAUACGCAUUGCCACGAGUUUGCCAGAUGAGUGCACAGCAUAACUCACUAGACUCCUUCUUUCCCACGUAAUCCUGUCUGACAGAUGAGUUCCCCAUUCAGGACCAAUGUUUGCAUUGCUAAUUAACUUUCCCGCCGUAAUAAUGGCGCGUGGUCGGGGCCCGGCUCCGCUGAGCUGAUCUCGGUAAUGUGAACAGCUGCACAUCAGGUAGAUUUGUCAGUCUAAUCAUCUGGCUGCUGCAGCUACAGCUGUAAAUGACAUUAGGCCGGAGCCGGCGCUGAGCCGCUGCUCCGGGAGCGGCAACAGGCCCCGCGUUGGUCACGGCUACGCUGUGGAGACAGGAUUACAGAUAAAUACGCUAGGUGUCGGCCCCGGGAAGGAAGACAAAGAGCAAUCACACUCCUUCAGAAGAUGAAUAUGUGCUUCAGAGCCAUCAUUACGACUGAUAAAAGAGCAUAACCAAAAGGAUUAGGAAGUGCUUGAGCAGGAAAUUGUCUUCCUAUCGGAGACAUUGUAAUUGUUUCAUCUCCGAAUGACCCAUUACUUCCUAAUCAAAUAAAACUCCAAAUGUUAAGUACUGAGGUGCAUCACUCGAGUGCCAGCUCUGCUAAUACUUGGCAUUAAGCAUCCUGAGUUAUACAGCGGGUCGCCCGUGAACUCAAAACCACCCAGAGGACCCUGGAUCGGAGCCACCAGCGUGGCCGUUAGCGUAAGACGUAGGAGUCAUAGCUCCCGGCUCAUUAUAUUCAUCGAUCUCUGAUUUUUUUUACCAUUCAUUCCCUCCACUGAUGCCCUGCUAAAUGCCACCUGCUGCAACUGGAGACCUCGUAGGCGGGAGCAGGGAGGCACCUGUCGCAUCCCCGUUGCCGGGGCGACGCCUCCUCUGUCAGAGAGGAUCCCACACAGGGGACGCCUUUGACUGAUGGCGGGAUUCAAGCGGAGCACAGCGGGGGGUCUGGAGACAGACACAUGGUGUUGGGUUCGCAGCAAGCGGGACUGGGUUCAUGUCUUUGGGCGUGUUUCCUGUCGCUCCACGCGAUAGCUGAUCAGCUUCCCUGGAUUUCGCUGAGCGCCCCUCUUUGUGUUGCCUGAAGAUGGAAACGCUGGAGUCGGAGCUGACCUGCCCAAUCUGCCUGGAGCUCUUCGAGGACCCGCUGCUCUUGCCCUGCGCUCACAGCCUCUGUUUCAACUGUGCCCACCGGAUCCUGAUCUCCCACUGCACGCCCAGCGAGCCCAUUCAGUCCAUCAGCGCCUUCCAGUGCCCCACCUGUCGCUAUGUCAUCACCCUGAACCAGAGGGGUCUGGAGGGACUCAAACGCAACGUGACCCUGCAGAACAUUAUAGACCGCUACCAGAAGGCUUCUCUGAGCGGACCCAACUCUCCGAGCGAGACCCGGCGGGAGCGGGCCGUCCCCGACGGCAAAGCCAUGACUUCCCCCGGCGAGCGGGUGCAGUGCCAGUUCUGCGAGCAGGACCCCCCCCAGGACGCGGUGAAGACCUGCGUGACCUGCGAGGUGUCGUACUGCGACGAGUGCCUGAAGGCCACGCACCCCAACAAGAAGCCCUUCACGGGCCACCGUCUGAUCGAGCCUCUGCUGGACUCCCAUCUGCGAGGCCUGAUGUGUCUGGAGCACGAGGGCGAGAAGGUCAACAUGUACUGCGUGACGGACGAGCAGCUGAUCUGCGCUCUGUGCAAGCUGGUGGGACGACACCGGGACCACCAGGUAGCGGCGCUCAGCGACCGCUACGACAAGCUGAAGAGACCUCCCGACCGCUUACUCUGUUUGGGACGUGAUCGCUCUCAGCAGGAGGCGCACCAGCAAGCCUUGGAUUCCAGCCUCAGCAGCCUCAUCAAGAGGACCAGUGAGUUGGAAAGUCUGAUGAGCAGGCUCAUCCAAACCUGCCAGCACGUGGAGGUGAACGCGUCGCGACAAGAAAACAAGCUGCUGGAGGAGUGUGACCUGCUGAUUAACAUCAUACAGCAGCGGAGACAAAUCAUAGGCACCAAGAUAAAGGAGGGAAAGUCCAUGCGGCUGAGGAAGCUAGCCCAGCAGAUCGCCGGCUGCAAGCAGUGCAUCGAGAGGUCCUCCUCCCUCAUCUCGCAGGCCGACCAGACUCUGAAGGAGACGGACCACGCUCGCUUCCUUCAGACGGCUAAAAGCAUCUGUGAGAGAGUGUCCAUGGCAACAGCAUCGUCUCAGAUUCUGUUACCAGAAAUUAACCUGAAUGACACUUUUGAUAGUUUUGCUUUGGACUUCACGAGGGAGAAGAAAAUGCUAGAAAGCCUGGAUUAUCUGACAGCGCCGAGUCCGCCGGCGAUCCGCGAGGAACUGUCCACAGCCUCAUACGACACCAUCACAGUUCACUGGACGUCCGAGGACGAGUUCUCCGUGGUGUCGUAUGAGCUCCAGUACGCCAUCUUCACCAGCCAGUCCAACGUUGUCAGUUUGUGUAACUCUGCUGACAGCUGGAUGAUCGUACCAAACAUCAAACAAAACCACUACACCGUGCACGGACUCCAGUCGGGCACCAAGUACAUUUUCAUUGUGAAAGCCAUAAACCAGGCCGGAAACCGGAGCAGUGAACCAGGGAAGCUGAAGACCAACAGCCAACCGUUCAAACUGGACCCAAAGUCCGCUCACCGGAAGUUGAGGGUGUCCCACGACAACAUGACAGUGGAGCGGGACGAGACCUCGUCCAAGAAGAGCCACAGUCAGGACCGCUUCUCCGGCCACAGCAGCUACGGGGUCACGGGGAACGUCUACAUCGACAGCGGCCGCCACUACUGGGAGGCUCUGAUAGGAGGAAGCACGUGGUUCGCAGUGGGCAUCGCGUACAAGUCGGCGCCAAAGCACGAGUGGGUGGGCAAGAACUCGGCCUCCUGGGUCCUGGCCCGCUGCAACAACUCGUGGGUGGCGCGUCACAACAGCAGGGAGGCGCCCAUCGAGCCCCUGCCCCACCUGCGGCGCCUCGGCGUGCUGCUGGACUACGACUCCGGGUCGCUGUCGUUCCACGACGCCGUGGCCUCCCAGCACCUGCACACGUUCGACAUAGACUUCGCUCAGCCAGCGUGCCCCGUGUUCAACGUGUGGAACCGGAGUCUGACGGUGCUCACGGGGCUGCCCAUCCCGGACCACUUGGAGGGGACGGACUACAACUAGUGAGCGAAGCCUCCGUCCUCCAAACUGCCUGCACCUUGUUCAUUGGGACGACCACAAACUUAAUGUUGGCGUGAACAAACAAACCUUCCUGGUCGAGCCUUUUUUGAACGUAUUAGGAAUCAUUUAAGAAAUCAUUCACAAGAAUUUGUAAAUGUAUUUCUUUGCUUUGCACAUUAAUGUAUAUUCGUCUGCUCGGUGGUUUAAGGGUUUGCUUACACUUUAAAGUUUAUAAGUAUUUUUUAAUUCAACUUUUUAUUACACACUUUUAUUUUGGUGAUGGUAAAUUGACAACAAGUCAAUUGUAAUGUUUUUUACAAGGUUGUUUACACUAAAUGUAAUGUUUUGGAAAAUUUUUUAAAAUCGUCACUUCAAGAAAAGUUGUCACUUUGCAUUUUGAAGCCUCUUCUACUAUAACAAACAAGUUUCCUUCUCAUUGUAUAGUAAAAAAAAAUAAAAGCACCUAAAUAGAUCAGAUUAUUAAUUAACAUCGAUUUCACUUUUAAUUUGAUACCAGGCAAUACAACAAUUUUUCAAGUAUUUAUUAUCUGUAAAGUUCAGAUUAUGAUACAUUUCCUUUUCUUUUUUUAGCAGUUUCGAAUGAGCCAGCAACCAGAUACAAUAAACUUGAUUCAGUUUGA